This is a messenger RNA of Argiope bruennichi, 1890 nucleotides long. Its product is annotated as protein shisa-9-like. Bases 909 to 1679 code for a protein of 256 amino acids. The record is from RefSeq and is a predicted model, not a curated record. The transcript is spliced from 9 exons. Lineage: Eukaryota; Metazoa; Arthropoda; Arachnida; Araneae; Araneidae.
UCCUCAUCUCAUCCAGAGGAGCACCGAGAGCGGAGUGUGCCGGUCACGGUUACGGUCCGUGAAGUUCGUGCAUCUUUUUCAGGAAACGGAGUCGGUUAUUGAAGGUGGAGAGGUACUCCAAAUCAGCUGAAUAGAUUCAUUUAUUCCUGGAAAGGAUGUUAUAUGUCUUCAAGUUUUAUUUCCUCUGCAGUAUUUCGUCAUAAGUAAAGUCUGAUAUUUAAUGUAUGCUGUCUGGAAUACACUUACAGACAGAAACAAGACCUUCGGAAUCACAUUUUUCUGAAGCUGUUGUUUUGUGGGAGUCUCUUUUACCUUGAUGUUAUUCUGAAGACCAACUGAAAAUGAGUAGUGAGCAUAGAUUAUUGUUCCAUACAGUAGAUUCAUAAGGUAGAUCAUUAUUAAACAAGAAUCAUCAUUAUACAAUAGAUCAUUACUAUAUAGCAAGGACCAUCAUUAUACAGUAGAUCAUUACUAUUUAACAAGGAUCAUCAUUAUACAGUAGAUCAUAAUUAUUCAACAAGUAUCAUCCUGAACAUUACUGAACUUUAAUGUAAAUUUGUGGAAAGACGUUACAUAUGGACUAUAUCACAAAUAUGAACUGAUGAGAGAAAUCAGAAAUGUUGCUGAACUUAAGAAUUUUAACUAGACAGAAGAUUCAAACCCAAUUCGACAAGACCUUUCUGCUGCACUCUGAAAAAUACAACAAGGACAGACAAAGAAUCCAGUAAAGAGAAGCUUACUUCACGUAUCCAACAAUCUUAAGUUGAGCAAGAAUAUAUAUUUAAUUGAACUGUUUUAACAAGUUCUAAGAAUAUAAAAACAAGAAGAUAAUCUUUGAGAUACUCGCAACAUAUUCAGUUUCUGAAAACAAAUCUCUUUUUUUUGUGGUGUAGUUGUUAAACAGGAAGAUGAGCUUGAGAGAAACAGAUGUGAAAGAACUGGCGAGCCAGGAUCAUGAAGUCCUGGGAUCGGACUUCUGCUCCGGCUACACGGACAUCUUCGGAAAAUGGAACACGGGAUUUGACUGUCCACGAAUGGGCAACGGUGAAACUGUAUACUGCUGUGGCACUGUUACCUAUAAGUACUGUUGCACCCGUCGAGAUCAGCAUUCUGGAUCGUCCAUCAGCCAAUCUGUUUUAUUGGGAUCUGCCCUGGGCUCAGUACUGAUGAUUAUUCUGGUGACGCUCGUCUCCUGUCUCAUUUGCCGCAGAUGCGUUCCUUACCGGAGAGCACACCCCUCUCUCAACGGAGGGCCGUUGUAUACAAUGCACUGCAGCAGUACCGCAAGUGGCAUGGCGAACAUGUAUUCUUUCUCUGGACAACCCUCAUCAGUGACCACUCCUCUGGACGCCCCUCAUGUGCUUGUGGACUUGGAUAAUCCAGAACAUGCGUACACGAUACCCAUGAAUACGCAACGAGGUUUGGCUCGACAUCUGACACCAGGUGGCGUAUGUGAAACUCCUUCGGAUCCACCGCCCCCUUAUAAUGAAGCAAACAAUGGGGCUUCGGGAGAAAGCAUUGUCAACGGAAAUUCACCUUCAUCUAACAGUUUCGAUCUGAGGACAUCUCGUGUUGGCUUAGCAUCUCAGCAAAGAUAUCCAAUCAAUCCUAAUCGGAGACUUAACGGAAAUGACGGAACCCCGACACAGAACACACUCUACUGGUCAACUAAGUUCUGACGUUACAAGUAGUGGCGAUGAGCCGUUCAUAGAACUAAGAUGUGCCACGAGAGCGUAUUUUUGUAUGUGAGGUUGAAAGAUUAUGUAGUAAUGGUAAAACAUUUGCGCAAGUCAUGCGAAGGAAGGUGCUAAGAGUCAACAAAUACAUUGGUUUGGAUUGCAUCGUAAUUAUCAACGUCACUCAGCUGUUUGUAAUCACCUGAUAGUCUUA